This is a messenger RNA of Trichoderma reesei QM6a, 1042 nucleotides long. RefSeq lists its product as uncharacterized. Bases 1 to 1029 code for a protein of 342 amino acids. Lineage: Eukaryota; Fungi; Ascomycota; Sordariomycetes; Hypocreales; Hypocreaceae. Gene Ontology annotation, cellular component: Golgi apparatus. Gene Ontology annotation, biological process: protein O-linked glycosylation via fucose; GDP-fucose import into Golgi lumen. The transcript is spliced from 2 exons. The record is from RefSeq and is a predicted model, not a curated record. Gene Ontology annotation, molecular function: antiporter activity.
AUGAGUGAAGUCCGGGAUUCCCAACCGCCCUCCAGGCGCCGAGUCGCCUUGACUGUCCUGUUCCACUCAACAUGCGCCAUCCUCAGCACCAUCCUUUCCAAGUCCGCGUUGAACGGCAUCGAUGCACCCGUCACACUCUUGGCUUUUCAGACCUCAGUACAGGUCGUGCUCAUUACAGCCAUCGGCUACUUCACCAAAUGGAUCACUUUAUCAAGACCUGUUUCCGCAUGGAUUGCGCUUCUCCCACUCACUGCCGCGCGACUCGUCGGCAUCCUGGCAAAGACGUACUGCCUGGCUUCGGUCAAUGCCUCCGUCUACCAGAUUGCUCGGGGACUACUCCUACCCUUCACUCUGAUGUUGUCGCUCCUCGUCCUUCGACCACGCCCAUACUACCCACCGCUGUCGCUUGCCGGAUGCGCCAUGGUCAUGGCCGGCUUUGGCGCCGGAAUGGCCUCCGACUACAGCCAGAUGCUCACUAGCGGCAAGGGUGUCUUGCUGGGAGUUAUUUCGAGCUUCACUACGGCCGUCGAGUCCGUCGUCGUCAAGCGUUUUCUCGGAAAGAGCAGCGAAGGCAUGUGGCAGAUGGUCUGGAUGUCCAACGUUAUGGCUGUUGUGUUCUAUGCGCCGCUGCUCCUCUUGUCCGGCGAGAUGGGGACCACCAUGGCCCUCUUCAGCUCGACGGCAACAGCCGAGGUCUCGGCCAGCGCUCGUCAAUUCCUGGGCACCGCCGUGCUCACCGGCGUGGCCGGCUUCCUCCUCACAAUAGCCACGUUUAUGCAGAUCGAAGUCACCAGCCCGACAACUCACAUGAUUGUCACCGCCGCACGAGGCGUUGCUCAGAGCGCCAUCGCCGUUGUAGCUCUCCGAGAGCCAAUUACCGCCAAUCGUGCUGGCAGCAUGGCUCUUAUUUUGAGUGGCAGUGCUUUGUACGGCUGGGCGAAAGACCGUUUCGCACACAGCAAGAAAGGAAGCUAUCUGCCCGUUGCUCAAGACGCUCAGCUUGAAACUCUGAACAAAGAGGGCCGAUAGCUUUGUGUUCAUC